AGGAUCACAGUGGUACCUCAGCUGUUCAUUCAACAUGAUGGCUGUUUGGUGUACUGCUGGGGCUUUGCUCCUUGUUUUGCUGACUGGUUUGAGUUACAGCUACCCUAUGCAGCAAGGUCAGGCCAACUCUUUUGUUGCACCAGCACAUCCAGGAUAUGCUCCAGGACCUCCCUCUAAACAAGGUAUUUCCUGGGCUGUUGCACCUCCCAGUCCCUUUUCUGCUUGAGCAUCCACAGGACCUAGCACUCAGCAGUUUGCUUCCAGUGGACCUGCCCUUCGACCACUUGGCCUUAACUUUGUGAUCCAGCCUGACUAUUUUCUGCCACAGUACCAGGCAGGGGAACUUUUCCAGGAACAGAAAAUCUUUGAGCAAGGUAACUCUGACUCUGAGAACGAAGCGCGAGGUUCCAUGCCACCACCUCGUUUUGUCUAUGCUGCACAGCCUUCACAAGGCUUUAAUGGAGGACCUGUGCCAUCAGGCCUGGUCCCCUAUCCUUACCCUUCCUAUGACUACAUGUUCCUGACUGGCCAGUAUCCUCCAGGCACGUAUACUUACACCAGUAACAGCUUUGAGCAGGGGAGAGACAGCAGGGAGGACGCUCACUACACAAGGGACAACUAUCCCAGCACUCAGCAGGCCAAGAACAUCCCUUAUAGACGUCGCACUGUCAGGCAGGCGAGUAUUGGGAGUGCAGGUCAGAGUGGCGCAGCGACUGGACAACAGCAGCCCUACAGUGGAGUUGGUGUACAAGGUUCUUACUUGCAGCCGGGUCGACACCGCCGGGGAGUGCCAAGAAAAUUCAUGCAAAAGGUUGGCUACUAGGUGAAUCUGUAAAGAUCUGUCAAUAAAAUCUUAACCUGUA
Molecule: messenger RNA, 863 nt
Organism: Perca flavescens (yellow perch)
Lineage: Eukaryota; Metazoa; Chordata; Actinopteri; Perciformes; Percidae
Exons: 5
Coding region: 410-823 (137 amino acids)
Source: RefSeq, a predicted model, not a curated record